Caenorhabditis remanei is the source of this 1503-nucleotide messenger RNA. RefSeq lists its product as uncharacterized. The record is from RefSeq and is a predicted model, not a curated record. The transcript is spliced from 8 exons. Lineage: Eukaryota; Metazoa; Nematoda; Chromadorea; Rhabditida; Rhabditidae. Bases 1 to 1503 code for a protein of 500 amino acids.
AUGCAUGAUCAUCAGCGGCUCUCAUCAGACGUUUCAGAGACUGAAAAACCUCAAAAUCAUAAAGAAUUGACACCAAGGGAAGUGGAAAUCAAAAAAUUGGAGGAGAGCAGUGAUGGAUACAUUAAAGAAUGGAAAGAGCUCAAGAAGGAAGUGGGAAAAAUGACUGUUGAUUUUUGGGCAUUUAAAGCAUGUUUUACAUUCUGCAUGAUGCUCGUCUGUGGCAUGGCUAUAAAAGAAGUUUCCCUAUGUAUCACCAUGAGUCCACGGUUGUUAGGAAACCUUUUGGUCGGCCAGUUUGUCAUCAGCCUAUUUCCAUUUGUAUAUUUUUUAAUACGUCGACGACAAGUAAAAGCAGAAAUUAAGGCAAAAAAUGAAGAUAUUGAAUGUGAAGGAGACAUUGGAAAGAUUCUUUUCGAUUCUGAAAAAAAAGGGAAUGAAGAAUACGUGGUAUUUUAUAUGGAUCAAUUGAUGAAGUUUAAUGAUGUCAAAUCAAAAGAAGUUUCGAUUUUAGAAGAAGAGAUCCGGCUAUUGAAGGAAAAGAAUAUCCGCUGGGAAAUAACCGUAUACACAAUAUGCGCUAUAACCUUGUGGAUUUGUUUCAUUCACGCGACGUUGAUUGCUUUCCACACUGGCAAACAGGAAGACAUUAGAGAUGCGAAGGGUCUUGUCCUAGGGACUAUUAUGAUAACUUUUAUGUUCUUAAUCAGAGUUGUUCCUUACAUUUCUUGUGCUCCUUGCUCUCUGUUCAGUGCUUGCUGUCGAUCAAUUCAAUCCAUGUAUGAUUAUCGACGGUUUUCUUCCUCUUCUUUAUCAUCUAGUGUUUCCCAAUCUGAAACUUCUGUGAUCUCUGUAUUUCCGACACCAACGGAGAAAGAUUUCUUGUUGUUUCGCUUGGAGAAUAGUAAUAAACGAUUGAUCGAACAAUGGAAACGGUGCAAGAAAGAGGUUGGCGAGAAGAUAGUGGAUUUGUGGUCGUAUAAACAAUGCGUAGCAAUGUGGACGUUGUUCACAUGUUUCAUGGCUACAGUAGAAGUUUAUCAAUGUAUCGAAAUUCGCGGAAUGGAUGAAGCGUUACGAAACUCAGCUUUUGUUGUUGAAACAAUUAUUUUCCUUUUUCCAAUUGGAUAUUUGUAUUGGCGAGAACGACAAGAGAAAUCAAAAAUGAAAGGGAAUAACAAAGAUAUCGAAAAUGCAGAAGAAAUUAAGGAAGUGCCCUUCAAUUUGGAAGAAGCUGAAAAUGAGGAAUAUUUGGAGUUUUAUAAAGAUCAAUUGAAGAAGUUUAAUUCGGUCAAAUUGAAAGAAGUUUCGAUUUUGGAAGAAGAGAUUAGACUGAUGGAUAAUCGAGGGUAUCGCUGGUCACCGCCAUGUGCAAAAGUCAAAGUGGAUCCGUUGCCAUUCUUCUGUCUAACUUUUGGUUUCACUCUUGAUUUCUGUUCUAAAAUUUGCAUUCGUCGCUGCGGAUACCAUCGAAACCAGAAAGUUUACAAUUUGGAGAAGUUUUAG